AUGCCGAAGCCCCCGCUGCUGCUGCGGCGGAGCCGCCCCGGGGACAGCGAGCUGGGGCGGCAGUUCCGGGACUGGUGUCUCCGCACCUACGGGGACUCGGCCAAAACCAAGACAGUGACCCGAAGCAAGUACCAGCGCAUCGCCGAGGUGCUGCAGGGGGGGGCCUGCUCGGGCACCGGCUCCGGCGGGGGGGAGAAAGGCAAGUUCCAGUUCUGGGUCCGGUCCAAGGGCUUCCGGCUGGGAAGCGGCACCCGGGAGGCGGCGAAGAUGGGUCAAGUGGUGUAUGUGCCGGUGAAAACGGGAACGGGGGCAGAUGGACUGUCGGAGCCUGAGGGCAUCUCUCUGAAACGCGUUGCUGUGGUGGAAGAUUUCUUUGACAUCAUCUACUCGAUGCAUGUGGAGAGCUCAGCAGAGCCAGGCAAAGCACCCAAACAUGCUGGCCAGAAGAAAACCUAUCGAGCGAUUGCAGAGACCUAUGCUUUCCUUCCAAGAGAAGCUGUGACCAGGUUCCUGAUGAGUUGCACUGAGUGCCAGAAGAGGAUGCAUUUUAACUCCAAUGGACUGGAGCCCAAAGAAAAUGAGCCACCCUCCUCUUUGGUGUCUGGAAUCAUUGACUACAACAUGCCUCUCACCUCCACCUAUCUGAAGCAAAUGAAGCUGCGGGUCAUGAAUUCACAGGAGCAGGAUGAGACAUCGGUGAGCAGUGAGGAUUUUGAUAUGAAUGACUCCACAUGGAUCUCAGCUGACCAGCAUCUUAACUCCAGUUUGAGCCCCAGUCAGGACGAGAGCAUGCGCAGCCCUCAGAAUCUCCACAGCCAGGAGGAUGAUGAUUCCUCAUCAGAGAGCUGCAGUGGGAACGGCUCCUCCACCCUGAACCCUUCCACCUCCAGCAGCACGCAGGGAGACAGCACCUUCCCAGAAAUGAAUGGGAAUGGACCUGCUGCUCCCAUGGACUUCACUGCUUCAGCCGAGGACCAGCCCAUCAACCUGUGUGACAAGCUCCCGCCUGCCCAUGUCACUCCUUCCUACCAGUCAGACAGCUGUGCCGAUGGGCUGCGGAGCCGGGUGAAGUACACAGCAAAGACUACAGCUGAGUCCCCUCCAUACAGUUCUGGCAGUUAUGACUCCAUCAAGACCGAGGUCAGUGGCUGUCCGGAGGACCUGACCAUUGGCAGAGCGCCCACAGCAGAUGAAGAUGACGACGACCAUGACGACCACGAGGAUAACGAUAAGAUAAAUGACUCAGAGGGGAUGGAUCCAGAGCGGUUAAAGGCCUUCAAUAUGUUUGUGCGCCUUUUUGUGGAUGAGAAUCUGGACCGAAUGGUUCCCAUCUCUAAGCAGCCCAAAGAGAAAAUCCAGGCGAUCAUUGAGUCCUGCAGCCGACAGUUCCCUGAGUUCCAGGAGAGAGCUCGCAAACGUAUUCGCACUUACCUCAAAUCCUGCCGCCGUAUGAAGAAGAACGGCAUGGAGAUGACCAGACCCACCCCACCACAUCUGACCUCAGCCAUGGCAGAAAAUAUCCUCGCAGCUGCAUGCGAGAGUGAAACACGGAAAGCAGCCAAGAGAAUGCGACUGGAGAUAUAUCAGACAUCCCAGGAUGAGCCGAUCGCCUUGGAUAAGCAGCACUCCAGAGAUUCCACAGCCAUCACGCACUCUUCCUAUUCACUGCCAGCUUCAUCUUACUCCCAGGAUCCGGUCUACGUCAACGGAAGUUUGAACUACAGUUACCGUGGCUAUGGGACCCUUGGAGGCAGCCUGCAGCCACCCACUUCACUGCAAACAGGGAACCACAGUAACGGUCCUACUGAUCUCAGCAUGAAAGGUGGGGCCUCAAGUACAGCCCCUUCUAACAGCACCAGCAGGGGGAUGCCAACUGCUCAGCUCAGCCCCACAGAGAUCAGUGCAGUGCGGCAAUUGAUUGCCGGCUACCGAGAGUCAGCGGCUUUUCUUCUUCGGUCUGCAGAUGAACUGGAAAACCUCAUUUUACAGCAGAACUGACUCCUGAUGUCUGUGUAGCUCCUGUGGCAGAAGACAAUUUACACCCUUUGGAAAUAGGCUCCCACUGGUAUCCUGCUCAGGACUAACCAUCGUCCUCCCACCCAGUAGCUGGUACAUUUAGUUUUUAAAAGGUGGAAUCCAGAACUGUUUUCUUUCACACUCCGAGCACCUGGGACUUGGGGCACAAGGACACAUUUUUGACUCUCUCAACACAGGUGCGCCUAGCUGAGCAGAAGGCAAACCUACAGCUUGGAUGGGUGGGGGAAUUUUUUAGGGUGGAAGGGAGGCUUGGGGCUGCAGAUGUAUUUAGAAUAACCUUUGUGGACCCCAACGUUAGAAUCACAUCCCCAGAUAAUUACCUUUCAAGGUCUUAGGUGAGCAGAAUUGCAUAUUUAUUGAGAAAUGGACCCUCCUCUCCCCUUAGUAAUUUAUUUUUCUGAAAAUGGUUUCUUUUGAGUUUGUACAGAUUGCCAGUUUUGUGUCCGUCUGAUCAGGAGGAAUUUAUUCCUGUGAAAUAACACAUUCCAGGAUCACUACACUACUAAUGGCUGAGCAGCUACACCUGGGAGAGACCCCUUUCCACAGGGUGCAAGUUUCCCAUUUAGUCCUAGAACUUCUAGGCUGCUCGGCCUCCAGCAAGCUUAGGCAGAAGCUGAACAAUGAGGAAAGAGUGUCUUGUUAGACCUUUAUGCUAAGCAGUCCUAUAGCAGCAGCAAUAGGGCCAAUAUCUCCUGCAGAGACUCAGCAAGCUCAGUAGACCUCCAACUGGAAGGACCUUUCACACUCAUUUAGCUCAGUGCAGAGCAAAACAGAAAAUAUCUGAGAACCACUGUCACAUAUUCACCAUCCAUAUUCUACCUCGCACUUCAUUGUGGGCUUUUUCCAGGACUCACAGGGGUUCUGAACAGUUCACCCCAUAAUGUGGAUGAUUAUGAUGUGCAUCUAAGACUGGGGAGCAGACAAGUAGAUAACACUGAGGAGUCAAAACUAAGCCAGCAGAUGGACAGCUGCCCCAAGCUGGCUCCCUUUUUUGUUCAGAAGAGAAGGAAGGACAUGCACUGCUGAUGGACAGCAGCUCACUGUGGCAAUGGAUGAUGUCUGACCUCUCCUCAAUGAGGAAUCCCAGGCUGUCUUCACAAGUAUAUGUGAAACUAGCGCUGAGGGCAGCAGCAAGAGAACUGUUUAGAGAAACACACGUGAAUAAUAAAGACUAGCGCAGACGUUUAGGGAGAAAAGUAAACUACUUCAGUGAAACAAGCAGUUCAUUCCUACUCAAAAGGAAAAUUAGGAGACUCUCAGCAGCAGAAAGGGUGAAAAUUCUCCCCAGGGCCCAGGCGCCCUCCUCAUCCCCCCAGUAACAGUCCUGGGAAAAGUUCACAAUUCCUAAAGCGUGGGGGAAAAAAUUGGCCUGAUUACCAUUGCUGUUUCUCCCCAACUCCCACCCUCUCAAAAACCAAAACCAAUGCACUUCCCUUUGCUCAGUGCAAUACCUACUACCAGUGCUGCUAAAACCAGGGACUUUGCUCAGGCAUCAAGAUGCUGAGCAGGGCCAAGCAAUGCAACAUAGUCUGUAGCCAUAAAAAGCAGCAGAUAAUUGCUGCCUAAGAAUCGGUGAGAAGAAUUCUCACCCUCUCCCUUGUCAGUGCUGGCAGAAUUCUUCUCCUGUCCUCCUUUCUAGGGCAAGGACCACAAGCAGCAGCACCAGAUAGACGUGAAUAUUAAAAUAAUUUUGAUCAUUUUAAA
Gopherus flavomarginatus (Mexican gopher tortoise) is the source of this 3741-nucleotide messenger RNA. RefSeq names its product nucleolar protein 4 like (gene NOL4L). The record is from RefSeq and is a predicted model, not a curated record. The coding region runs from base 1 to 1998 and encodes 665 amino acids. Lineage: Eukaryota; Metazoa; Chordata; Testudines; Testudinidae. The transcript has 11 exons.